Molecule: messenger RNA, 1300 nt
Organism: Trametes versicolor FP-101664 SS1
Lineage: Eukaryota; Fungi; Basidiomycota; Agaricomycetes; Polyporales; Polyporaceae
Product: proline iminopeptidase
Exons: 16
Coding region: 177-1118 (313 amino acids)
Biological process (GO): proteolysis
Cellular component (GO): cytoplasm
Molecular function (GO): aminopeptidase activity
Source: RefSeq, a predicted model, not a curated record
CCAUACAAGCUAUCGUUAGGCCCCAGGGUCGUCCUUCUAUCAACCUUUCCGCCAUCUCUCAAGUUCGGCGACAUCGGUUUCACCUGCCACAGCAACGCGCCAUAGCUACAGGACGCUCGAUUCACUCGAAUCAUCCGAGACGUUAUCUCAGAAAGUAUACCACUGACGCAACAAGCAUGUACGCGCCAAUCGAGCCUUAUGAGACAGGAACGCUCAAGGUCUCCGACAUCCAUACCCUCUACUAUGAAAUCAGCGGGAACAAGGACGGCUCGCCCGUGAUCUUUCUGCACGGCGGUCCCGGUGGAGGCUGCGACGAGAAGGAUCGCUCAUUCUUCGAUCCCUCCCAGUACAAGAUCAUCCUUCUUGACCAGCGCGGGGCCGGAAAGUCAACCCCUACGGCUUCUCUCGAGGAGAACACUACGUGGGACCUGGUGAAAGACAUUGAGAGGCUGCGGGAGCGUCUCGGAAUCGACAAGUGGCAUGUCUUCGGCGGUUCUUGGGGCUCUACUCUCUCCCUGGCUUACGCUCAGUCUCACCCGGACCGGGUUAAGACUAUGGUUCUUCGAGGCAUCUUCACUCUGCGCAAGAGCGAACUGCGUUUCUUCUACCAAGACGGUGCUUCGCACCUCUUCCCAGAGGCCUGGGAGGAAUUUAUUGCACCUAUCCCGGAACCCGAGCGCCAAGACAUCGUCACGGCGUACCAUGCACAGCUCAAUGCGGCCGACGACGAGACGCGACUCCGCGCAGCGCGCGCAUGGACUAAAUGGGAGAUGACGACGUCGAAACUCUACGUUGACCCCGCACAAGUUGCAGAGGCCGAGGAGAAUGAUUUUGCCAACGCGUUCGCAAGAAUCGAGAACCACUACUUCGUCAACGAUGGAUUCAUGCGCGACGGCCAGCUCCUUGAGAAGCAGGAAAUUGAUAAAAUCCGCCACAUUCCCUGCGUGGUGGUGCAAGGCCGGUACGAUGUCAUUUGCCCGGCGACGACGGCAUACGCGUUGAAGAAGGUAUGGCCGGAGAUCACGCUGCACAUUGUGCCCGACGCAGGCCACUCUUCGCGCGAACCGGGCACCGCCAAGCUGCUUGUCAAGGCCACGGACGAGUUCGCGCACAUUUGAAUGCCAGUGGGCACAGGGCGCGAGGGCGAGAAGAUGCAUGCCCCGGAUGCUGAUGUACCGAGUAUAGCGCGCGCGAGGAUUGGCUGGCGGGGUGGAGAACAAGGAUGUAUGCUAUGUGGCAAGGUAAGAAUACAAGUAUGAAGAUGCGGCUGUGCGUCCAGACCGAGGUGGCCGCAAGUCCG